GAGUCUUGUUGAUACCGUCUAUGCAUUGAAGGAUGAAGUCCAAGAAUUAAGACAGGAUAACAAGAAGAUGAAGAAAUCUCUGGAGGAAGAACAGCGAGCCCGCAAAGACUUGGAAAAGCUGGUUCCCUUGAGCCCUCACCCGUCCUUCAACUGCCACAAUGAGAUAUAUGCCAGAACUCAAAAAGUCCCACCCGCAAUUCCUGAGGAGUUUUGCAGUGUGCGACAUUCCUCUGGACCACAUAUGCAGCCACAACGUCAGCAGAGAUCAGUGCAAGGGACUCGGGCGCUGCUUUCACAGAGGUGUCUGCCAUGAAAAGUCAGUUUCCAUUUAUGUGCACGUGUUUUGUGCCUUGAUCCUGCUCAUUGCUGGGGCCUUUAUUAUCACCAUGAUUUACAGAGUUGUCCAAGAAAGGAAAGAAAAGGAAGCCACUAUGGAAUUGCCUUUGUCAUUCAAGUCUGGAGAUGAAGUCGCGGCAGCCGCUGCUGCCCGUAAGCUGGCAGUGUUGAAGGCUCGGACUGCCAGAGCACUGCCAUGUGCCGGAUGUGCCAGGAACACCGAUAAGACAACAGUGAUGGUAAUGAAUACUGAAGAAACUAAGGAUUGA
Molecule: messenger RNA, 605 nt
Organism: Myotis lucifugus (little brown bat)
Lineage: Eukaryota; Metazoa; Chordata; Mammalia; Chiroptera; Vespertilionidae
Gene: TEX29
Product: testis expressed 29
Exons: 7
Coding region: 159-605 (148 amino acids)
Source: RefSeq, a predicted model, not a curated record